GUGAGAGAGACAGAGAGAGAGUAAGAGAGAGAGAGAGUAGAGUAGACAAGCUGAUCGAUAUGGCUUUGGGAAGAGGCAGUGCGAUGGCGGUGCUUGUGGUGUUUGUGCUGGUGGUGCUAAGCUCGGAGUGGGCCGAUGCGGCAACCUACACUGUUGGAGACAAACGUGGUUGGACGUUCAACGUUGCUGGGUGGCCGAAAGGAAAGACUUUCCGAGCCGGUGACACACUUGUUUUCAAUUAUGGGUCUGCUGCACACAAUGUUGUAGCUGUGAACAAAGUGGGGUACCAGAAAUGUAGCACAACUCCAGGAAAUGCCAGAGUGUAUCAGACUGGGAAUGAUAAAAUCAGACUUGCCAAAGGACAGAACUUCUUCAUCUGCAAUUUCCCUGGACACUGCCAAUCUGGAAUGCAAGUUGCCAUCACUGCAGUCUAGAGAUCGAUAAUCAUCUGGAAACAAAAGCUAGAGCUAAGCUAACAAUACCUGGCCUAUACUAGCUAGGAUUCAAUAUGUUAUCGAUCAUAUCCUACGUAUCUUAAUGUAUCCACUCUAUGUACUAAGCUGGAUAUAUGUGUGUUAAGGGUCGAUAUAUAGACUCAUUACUACUUUUGUGGAUGAAGAAAUAAUAUUGGGGGAGACGUAAUAUGAGAAUUAAGGAAAUGGUCUCUUUAGUGCAUAAUAUAUAUAUAUAUAGACACACAGUUUCUUUUAAAGCGGAACACCGUUUUAAAAUUAAAGUGUGGUGCUCUUUAUUUCGCUCGCUUUUAGGUC
Fragaria vesca subsp. vesca is the source of this 770-nucleotide messenger RNA. Its product is annotated as basic blue protein-like. Bases 60 to 434 code for a protein of 124 amino acids. The record is from RefSeq and is a predicted model, not a curated record. NCBI's taxonomy places the organism in Eukaryota, Viridiplantae, Streptophyta, Magnoliopsida, Rosales, Rosaceae. Gene Ontology annotation, molecular function: electron transfer activity. The transcript is spliced from 3 exons. Gene Ontology annotation, cellular component: plasma membrane.